Messenger RNA from Penicillium egyptiacum, 1839 nucleotides. NCBI's taxonomy places the organism in Eukaryota, Fungi, Ascomycota, Eurotiomycetes, Eurotiales, Aspergillaceae. The record is from the annotation of a GenBank genome assembly.
AUGUUUCCUGACAAUGUCUAUGACAUUGAGGAGCUUUCCCCUGAGGAUCGCACUCUGUUCGCGCAGAAGUAUCGGAAAUAUCUUCACUAUAUAGCGCAAGCAGCAAUAUGGACCACCUACAUCUACUUUGCAGUGCGGCUGUUUUUCACCUUGGCGAACCCGGAGCGAACAUGGAAAAUGUGGAUAAUGCUUGGAGUUGAGGGUCUAUUUGCCCACAUGUCCCUGAACCACCAAUGCUUGUCCUUAGCCGCAACAGCAAAGCCACCACACCAGACACCCCGCAAGAGAUUACGCAGCGAUAAAAAUCUUCCUAGAGUUGAUGUGCUAGUAACAUGCUGCGGAGAGCCAGUCGAAAUCAUCCUGGACACAGUCCGAGCAGCAUGUAGUCUAGACUACCCAGCUUCCCGUUUCCGAGUCCGGCUUCUAGACGACGGAGCAUCAAGUAACCUGCACGACGCAAUCGCAAAACUCGCCACAAAAUGGACUCACCUGUCCUAUCACACCCGCGGCAAGCAAUCCGGGCAAUCGUUCGCCAAAGCAGGCAACCUCAACUACGCCCUAUUCACCCUACAAACCGAAGACCCGCCGGAGUUCUGCACAGUCGUCGACGCAGACUCCAUCCUGAUGCCAGAGUUUCUACGCGCGACACUGCCCCAUCUACUCGCAGACUCGAAGGCAGCAUUACUGACUACCCGGCAGUAUUUCUAUAAUCUGCCCCGCGGCGAUCCCCUCUCCCAGUCGCGCGCUUACUUCUACACAUGUAAGAACGCGGAACUCAAUCUUCUGGGUCAUGCACUAGACGCGGGAUCAGGUGCGGUCUUCCGUCGCGACGCGAUUUUCGACGCAGGUGGAUAUCCGACCUAUUCGUUCUCGGAGGAUUGGCAGCUGUCGUUGAUUCUACGAGGGCUAGGCAAGCGCACGAUGCAGGUACAAGAGGUUUUGCAAUUUGGUCUCGUUCCUACUUCUCUUGCGGGGCAUCUUAAACAGCGGAAUCGGUGGCACAUUGGACACUCCCAGCAGAUUUCUGUGUUAUUCCCUUCUAUGAAUAAGGCGAUUCCAGAGCAUCUGCGUUGGGAUAUUGCUUUUGGAGGAUUGUCUAUUAUGGCAGGUCUCGUGAGCUAUUCGAUUGGUUUUGUUACUCUGCCCUUUCUUCUUGUCUCCGAUGGUGAGUUUAUUCCUGCUGCAUCGGCCUUGGAGGUCAAGAUUCAGCUUGUUCUGGCCAUCGUGCAUGUUGCAUUUACAUGGGCAUAUGAUGGGGCUCAGAGUGCACAUGCGGGCCUUCCAUUUGCACCUUUUGCACAUGCAGAGAACAGUUGGCUUGCUACUGCCCACUUGUACGCCAUUGUACGAUUUCAUCUAUUCGGAAGCAAGCCCAGGGGAUCCUUUGUUACCGGAAGCACCGCCAAUUCGAGAGAAAAUACCACAUCCAUUUCGUCGUUCCAAAGAGCAUGCAGAGAUACUCUUCAAAGCGGGGCUUUGUUGAACAUUUGUCUCUUUAUUGCAACUGUUGGAGCUAUGCUCUUCGCGGUUUGGGUGGCCAUCUCCAGAGAUGGACCGACGAUUAUUCCCAAACUGCUCACUACAAUUGCUUGGCCGCCGUUGCUGCACUUGUGCCUUUUGGUGAUUGUGAACAAUUGGAUACCAAUUUCUCAUCUUUUCAAUCCUCCGAUCUAUCCCUCCAGAGACUCUAAGUUGCUCGGUACAGAGAAGGGAAUAUCAUACCCACGAGCGGAGGUUGAACGGGAAAUUAGCUCCGAGAAGGCUUUGCUUGGCGUCUGCUGCUCGUCUGUGGUGCCAAUCGUUCUUUUGGGGGCGUUUGUGGGUGCUAUGAUAUCAUAG